This is a messenger RNA of Closterium sp. Naga37s-1, 663 nucleotides long. The record is from the annotation of a GenBank genome assembly. NCBI's taxonomy places the organism in Eukaryota, Viridiplantae, Streptophyta, Zygnematophyceae, Desmidiales, Closteriaceae.
AUGGCUCUGACUGCCUGCUCAUCCCGCGUCUUACUCCGCUCUUCCUCCUUCGCCUUCCCAGUCUCUGCUGUGUCUAAGUCACGCUCGUCCCUGCUCCUGUCAGGCUCCCAUCGAAUUCUCUCGUCGCCUGUUCCUGAAUCCCCUACAAGCUUGCUUGUUUCUCGGAGUUUGAGUUCCACUAGUGUGCACCGCGUCAAGCGUUCUUACCUUCCGCCUCGAAGAGCGCCCGCCCCAUCCUCUGCGACAAACACUCGUGGACUUACCACCCGCAGCAUUGUCGCAAUGGCGGAAAGCAACGAGGAAGCUGCCGCUAAGGCAGCCUCGGCGGCUGCUGAUUCAGGCAACCCCACCAUAUUCGAUAAGAUUGUGCGCAAGGAAGUUCCUGCUAAUAUCGUGUAUGAGGACGAUGAGGUGAUGGCCUUUCGAGACAUCAGCCCCCAGGCGCCAGUGCACAUCAUUCUCAUACCCAAGAACAGGGACGGCCUCACACAACUGUGCAAGGCAGAGGAGAGGCAUGCAGCAAUCCUGGGAAAGCUGCUGCUGGCAGCGCGGAAGGUAGCAAUCAACGAGGGCCUUGUGCCAAACGGGUAUCGCAUUGUCAUCAAUGACGGGCCCGAUGGAUGUGAGUCCGGGAAGCUUGGAGGAACGAGGAUAGGAGGGUGA